Sphaeramia orbicularis (orbiculate cardinalfish) is the source of this 697-nucleotide messenger RNA. RefSeq names its product gastrin-releasing peptide-like. Bases 127 to 564 code for a protein of 145 amino acids. Gene Ontology annotation, molecular function: neuropeptide hormone activity. Gene Ontology annotation, biological process: neuropeptide signaling pathway. The transcript is spliced from 3 exons. The record is from RefSeq and is a predicted model, not a curated record. Lineage: Eukaryota; Metazoa; Chordata; Actinopteri; Kurtiformes; Apogonidae.
AACAGAAACACUGAACAGACAGAAUCCCUCUGUUCAUGAACUUGACUAUGUUGGAGAAGUUCCCUGUGUCUGCUUCAGUGUAAACAGGAUUCCAUCUUUCCGCAGGUGCUUUUUCCUUCUGCUGUCAUGGGCGGAGUGUGUCUGUGCGCCUAUUCAUGGACUUGCAGACCAGUGCUGCCACUUUUUCUUAUUUUGGCAACGAUGUCGUGUUUGCUUCACUGCUCAGAGAGUCCUGCACCUGCCGUCGGUAAAAUGUAUCCACGGGGAAACCACUGGGCUGUAGGUCAUCUGAUGGGAAAGAAGAGCAUCAACAGCCUGCAGGACACACCCCAGGACACUGUCCAGCCCAGAGUGUCAGAAACGGCAGCUGGACCAGGGACCGCAGAUCUGGAUCCAUACCAGCGUCUGAUCCAGGCUCUGCUGCAACAGAAACCCCCCAGAAGAGAGAUGACGGCGCAAAGAGCAAACAGCAGGUGGAGGGAAGAGGAGAGGGACAAAUAUCUCAGAGAGAUGUCUGAGCUGCUCCUCCUGGCUUUGAACCUCCAAGACGACACCUCCUCCUGAAGACCAGUUUAUUUAAGGACAUGACACACCUCCAGUCACACUAUAUGUAUUUAUUUUUCUGCUGUAAGAGUAAUAUAUAAACCAAAUACCACUUAAUAUGACCAGUUAUUUAUCAUUUAUAUACAUAUCCUAC